Acaulospora colombiana is the source of this 254-nucleotide messenger RNA. NCBI's taxonomy places the organism in Eukaryota, Fungi, Glomeromycota, Glomeromycetes, Diversisporales, Acaulosporaceae. The record is from the annotation of a GenBank genome assembly.
GGAGUCCAGUAGAGGCCGUGGGUGCAGCACGAGCUUGGAUGAGGUCGAAUUCUUCCAUAUAUCGUUCGUUCGAUGACACCCGUUGGUACCGCGACCGCGAUAGUGCCAAUGAUGCUAGCGGCAGCGAGAAUGAGGUUGGUGAUAGAUACCAUUUCGCUACAGUGAGUAUUCUGAAGGAACGACUGACUAGACAAGAAAGUAGCGUGCCACAAAGGCACAGUGGAAAUCAGUUGGCCGUCUAUAAGCAUGGGUAA